This is a messenger RNA of Caenorhabditis bovis, 1269 nucleotides long. NCBI's taxonomy places the organism in Eukaryota, Metazoa, Nematoda, Chromadorea, Rhabditida, Rhabditidae. The record is from the annotation of a GenBank genome assembly.
AUGUCGUCGUCAGCGUCUUCGCGAAUUUUCUCAAGAAUCGUCUCGGUGCGGACCAUCCGCUCACGAUUUGCAUCGACCAAGGCACGAGAAUCCGCUGAUGGAAUUCCACCACCGCCAAUCAAUCAAUUAUCUGAAAACGAGGCCUCAAUUGUCGAUACUGUUCGGCGAUUUUCGAACAAUGUCGUGAAGCCGUUGGUUCGCGAAAUGGACAAAUAUUCGAAAAUGGAUCCAACCGUAAUCAGCGGGGCAUUUGAGAAUGGGCUGAUGGGAAUCCAGGUUCCUGAAGAAUAUGGUGGGCCAGGAAGCAGUUUCUUUGACGCGAUGCUCGUUAUCGAAGAACUCGCCAAAAUGGACCCGGCCGUUUCGGCUCUCGUUGCGAUUCACAACACUCUUCCCGUCUCGAUGAUUCUUGAUCAUGGCAAUGAAGAGCAGAAGCAAAAGUAUCUGCCACUUUUGUGCUCAGACACUGUCGGCUCGUUUUGCAUUUCGGAGACUGGCUCAGGAAGCGACGCGUUCUCGUUGAAAACCACCGCCACUCGCGAUGGUGAUCAUUAUGUGAUCAAUGGAUCAAAAAUGUGGAUUACCAACUCAUCUGAAGCCAAAGUCUUCGUGGUGUUUGCCAACAUUGACAUUUCGAAAAAAUAUAAAGGAAUCAGCUGUUUUAUUGUCGAACGAGACGCUGAAGGAUUGAGUGUGGCGAAAGAAGAAGAUAAACUGGGAAUUCGGGCAUCUUCUACUUGUCAAGUUCACUUCGACAACGUUCGAGUACAUAAAUCUGCCGUUCUCGGAGAGCUAGGAAAAGGAUAUAAAUAUGCAAUUGAGUGUUUGAAUGCUGGCCGAAUUGCGAUUGGCGCUCAAAUGAUUGGUCUCGCUCAAGGAUGCUUCGAACAAACCGUUCCAUAUUUGCAGCAGAGAACUCAAUUCGGAUCGCGUUUAAUCGAUUUCCAAGGUAUGCAACAUCAAAUUGGACAAGUCGCCACGGAAAUCGAGGCGGCACGUUUGAUGGUUUACAACGCAGCGCGUCUGAAGGAAAAUGGAAUGGAGUUUGUGAAGGAAGCGGCGAUGGCCAAACUUUUUGCGUCGCAAGUCGCAACCGCGACGACGGCCCAAUGUGUGAAAUGGCUUGGAGGCGUCGGAUUCACGAAAGAGUUCCCCGCGGAAAAGUUCUAUCGAGAUGCGAUGAUUGGAGAAAUUUACGAAGGAACUUCGAAUAUUCAAUUGAACACGAUUGCCAAAAUUGUUGAUGCUGAAUUCAAAAACAAAGCUUGA